This is a messenger RNA of Sorex fumeus (smoky shrew), 1173 nucleotides long. RefSeq names its product RAB9B, member RAS oncogene family (gene RAB9B). Gene Ontology annotation, cellular component: lysosome; phagocytic vesicle; late endosome. The record is from RefSeq and is a predicted model, not a curated record. The transcript has a single exon. Lineage: Eukaryota; Metazoa; Chordata; Mammalia; Eulipotyphla; Soricidae. Gene Ontology annotation, biological process: Rab protein signal transduction; retrograde transport, endosome to Golgi. Bases 475 to 1080 code for a protein of 201 amino acids. Gene Ontology annotation, molecular function: GTP binding; GTPase activity.
CAGAAUAAAAAAUACAGCUUAUCCAGCUUUCUCUCCAUAAUUCAUAAGUCCAUCAUGAACAAACUGCAAUCAAUUUUAUACCAUUUGCCUCUUGUUUGGAACUAUCCAAAUCAGAAGCUAGUAUGAAUGACAUUCCUUUUCCAGACUCUACUAAAAUAGGAUCAGAACCGAACCUAAUUACAGCACUAUAUGCUAUUCUCUUUAUCUAUGACAUACAGCCAUUUUCCAGAUAGUCAAGAGACCUCAGAAAAAUCAAACCUGUUUUUUCUAUUAGACAAAAAGUGUUAUAUUCCUUCUACGAUAGUAUAUCACUUAAUGACCAUGAAUCAGAGAAAGUUAUAUUAGAAGACCUUUUAAUUAUAACAUUUACUCUGAGGUUCAUUUAAGUUUCAGAUUUAACUGUUUUCUCUCUGACUUUUCUUUUAUUUGCAGGUCCUCUUGAUUAUAAACAACUCCUCUCCUGGUGCUACAACAAUGAGUGGGAAAUCCCUGCUCUUAAAGGUCAUUCUCUUAGGUGAUGGUGGAGUUGGGAAAAGCUCACUUAUGAAUCGCUAUGUAACCAAUAAAUUUGACUCCCAGGCUUUUCACACCAUAGGGGUAGAGUUCUUAAAUCGAGAUCUGGAGGUAGAUGGGCGUUUUGUAACACUCCAGAUAUGGGACACGGCAGGGCAGGAACGUUUCAAGAGCCUUCGGACACCUUUCUACAGGGGAGCAGACUGCUGCCUCUUGACCUUCAGUGUGGAUGACCGACAGAGCUUUGAGAACCUUGGUAACUGGCAGAAAGAAUUCAUCUACUACGCAGAUGUGAAAGACCCUGAGAACUUCCCUUUUGUAGUUCUUGGUAACAAGGUAGACAAAGAGGAUAGGCAAGUAACUACUGAGGAGGCACAAGCCUGGUGCACGGAGAAUGGGGACUACCCUUAUCUAGAAACAAGUGCCAAAGAUGAUACUAAUGUGACUGUGGCCUUUGAAGAAGCUGUCAGGCAGGUGCUGGCUGUAGAGGAACAACUGGAGCAUUGCAUGUUAGGUCACACUAUUGAUUUGAAUAGUGGCUCCAAAGCAGGAUCUUCAUGCUGUUAAAAAUAGAAAGCCUUUGAAAACUGUCUUCCAAAUUGGUCAGUAGUGUAAGAAUAACCAUGUCUCUGUAAGAAUGUGUGAGCGCAUACAUGCAUA